This is a messenger RNA of Aedes albopictus (Asian tiger mosquito), 4591 nucleotides long. RefSeq lists its product as uncharacterized. Bases 1511 to 2629 code for a protein of 372 amino acids. Gene Ontology annotation, biological process: cell adhesion involved in heart morphogenesis; larval heart development. Gene Ontology annotation, molecular function: catalytic activity. The transcript is spliced from 2 exons. Lineage: Eukaryota; Metazoa; Arthropoda; Insecta; Diptera; Culicidae. Gene Ontology annotation, cellular component: extracellular matrix. The record is from RefSeq and is a predicted model, not a curated record.
ACGCCAGCUUCGACAACGAAGCUUAAUAAGGCAUUUAUGAACAUUGUAGAGGAGAAUCCUAAUCUCAUUUGGAUGUGCAACGAAUGCGCGAAAUUGAUGAAGAUGAUGCGAUUCAAAUCAACCGUCACGUCACUCGGAAAUGCAAUUAACGCCAUCACCGAAAAGCAAGAGACCGUGCAUGCCGAAAUACAAAAACAGCUGACCAAACAGGGUCAACAGAUUGCCCAACUGUCUAGACGAAUAGCUCUAUCUUCUCCUUGUCGUCAAGAUCCUGAUCGUGUCCUUCGUGGACCCCCUCCGAAAAGGCGCCGCGACGAUGAUUCGGCCGGCAACAAGCCGCUCCUUGGGGGCAUCAAGAUCGCGGACACUAAUGUUAUCACCGUUCCUGAACCUGUUGAGUUCUGGGUGUUCUGGGUGUAUCUCUCGCGGAUUCAUCCUAGCGUCCAACCAGAUGCUAUCGAAAAGUUGGUGAAAGAUUGUUUGCAGAGCGAAGACAAUGUCAAGGCUAUUCCGCUUGUGAAAAAAGAAGUUGACACUAGCCGUUUGAACCUUAUUUCGUACAAGGUCGGAGUUGACCCGAAGUUCCGUGACGCUGCAUUGAAUGUUGCAACGUGGCCUAAAGGAAUCCUGUUUCGCGAAUUCGAGGAUCUGAGUGCAAAAAACUUGUGGCUGCCCCGUCAGAAUACACCCACCCUCUUGGUCCCUCAAGAAACCGGAACACCAUUUUCGACGCCGAUUACCGAUGUGGACCUAACGUGUUAACUCUAACGAAUACACCAUCCAGCAAACCAGAACGCACUGCCUGUCGCAUUAGGGGAGCCCCUGAUCCUCUCGACCCAGUCGCGCAUGCAGUUUCCAGCCAUCGGAGUCGUUCUGGUCCUGUUGUCGAGAUUGGUGACGGGGUCUCCCAACCUUCUUCCCCAGGCAAGUAUGCAUUUAUUAGUGACAGUUUGUCGCCUGAUCGAACUCCGUGUUCCAGUGAUUCCCCCGAACCUGUUGAGGAUCUCAGCUCCGUCGGUCGAACCAACAGCGAGCAACUACCCUCCUCUCUCAUCCAGCAACGUUUCAACUGCACCAUCCCACUGACUCUACAGCCAGGACGCAUCGUAGACAGUCUUUUGGAAGCCCCUGAUUCCUCUAGCUCAGUCGCGUUCAAUCCUGCCAGCGUUCAUCACAGCCGCCCUGGUCCUGCAGCUAGAUGUGGAUUAGGGGUCUUCCGAGCUGCGACCUCCGGCAAGUACUGUGGACCCUGCUAACUCCAAUCCCGACGACGAUGAUCAGCUCUCCUUUCUCGGCUACCCGGAACGCACCGUAGAAAGCCUCAUGGAAGCCCUCAAUCCCUCCGACCCAGUCCUGCCAUGCGCUGCCCUCGUUCAUCAUAGUCGUUCCGGUCCUGUGGUCGGAUGCGGCGAGAGGGUCUUCCAACAACCUGACUACGGCGAGUAUCCUUGUCUAUCAGAAAGUUACCAGUCACUGGCUACUGUACAAACAACUUCCAGGACACCCGGAGAUGCUGCUACGACGCGAAAAGAGGACAUGGUUGUGUACUACAUACCAGAAUGUCGGCGGCUUGAAUACAAGUGUCGAAGAUUACCGCUUGGCCGUUUCGGACGGCUGCUACGACAUUAUUGUGCUCAUCGAGACCUGGCUGGACUCUCGUACGCUUUCAAGUCAAGUAUUCGGAUCCGACUAUGAGGUGUUUCGCUGCGAUCGCAACUCUAAUAAUAGCAGUAAAUCUUCCGGAGGUGGCGUGCUGGUAGCUGUUCGUUCCGGAUUGAAGGCCAAAGCGAUCGUCAACGACUCCUGGACCUGCUUGGAGCAAGUAUGGAUCUCCGUCAAGAUGAUCGACCGUACAUUAUUUCUAUGCUCGCUGUACAUACCUCCUGAUAGGGUUCGGGACACUGAACUUAUCGAAACUCACUGCCAGUCUGUGUUCACCAUUCUGGAUACCGCCCUUCCUACUGACGAUGUCCUUGUAGUGGGCGACUUCAAUCUUGCUGGAAUCUCUUGGAGGCCAUCACAUAGCGGCUUCCUCUGUGUCGAUUCGGAACACUCGCAGCUUCAUUCUGGCGCAAUAAGCAUUUUAGACAGUUAUAGCGCAGCUACGCUCACUCAAUUCAAUCACGUGUUGAAUGAAAAUGGACGAACCUUGGAUCUAUGUUUCGUGAGCACUCGAGAUCAGGCACCUUACACUGCAGUGGCACCCUGUGCGCUGGUCAAAGACGUUCCUCAUCAUCCUCCCUUGAUUAUCAACGUGGAAAAUUCGCUUGUCCAUGACUUCGAAGAUGCCGUUGCCUCCGUAUCUUACGACUUCCGGAGGGCCGAUCAUCGUAGCAUUGCUGAGGUGUUGACAAGUAUUGACUGGGAACACGUUCUCGACCCGGGCGAUGUUGAGACAGCCGCACUCACCUUUUCAAAUAUCCUGGCAUACGUCGUAGACAGGCACGUCCCUAAAAGGAUACAAAGCAAAGCUUCUCGGUCUCCCUGGCAGACCAGCGAACUACGAAAGAUGAAGACGAUUAAGAGAGCAGCCCUGAGACAGCUCACCAAACACCGCACGCUUGCUCUGAGAAACCACUACGUGAGGCUCAACCAUGAAUACCAGCGAACCAGUCGCCAAUGCUUCUAAAGGUACCAGCGUGAUAUUCAGCUCAAAUUCAAAUCUCAUCCGAAAUCUUUCUGGAAGUAUGUCAACCAACAACGUAAGGAAUCCGGACUUCCCGCAACAAUGCAGUGGAAUGGAGUAUCAGCUUCCACUCCUCGGGACAUUUGUCGGUUGUUUGCCGAGAAAUUUGCUAGCGUGUUCAAUGAAGAGAGCUUAAACGCCGACGAAGUUUCUAUCGCCGCUAGAAAUGUUCCUCCAAAUGGCCAAAUGUUCAGUUCCAUUCAUGUCAACGAUGGUAUGAUCUCCAGGGCCGCAUCGCAACUCAAAUCAUCCAAAAGUCCUGGACCGGACGGCAUUCCAUCGGCAUUCCUAAAAAAACACAUCUCCUGUUUACUAGAUCCACUUCAACGCCUCUACCGCAUGUCACUCUCCAGCGGCGUAUUCCCUUCCUGCUGGAAACUCGCUCAUAUGUAUCCUGUACACAAAAAAGGAAGCAAACGUGACGUGGAUAACUAUCGUGGAAUUACUUCAUUGACUGCCAUCUCCAAGCUGUUCGAGCUCAUCAUCAUGGAGCCUUUGCUCUCACAUUGCAAACAUGUUUUGAGCCCUGACCAACACGGGUUCACUGCUGGUCGCUCCACUUCCACGAAUCUGCUUUGCCUCACUUCACACAUCACUCAGAGUAUGAUCGAACGUGCUCAGACCGAUGUUAUCUACACUGACUUGUCAGCAGCCUUCGACAAGCUGAACCACGCCAUUGCGAUCGCAAAACUCGAUAGGUACGGCAUUGGCGGGAGUCUCCUAGCUUGGUUCCGCUCAUAUCUAACCGACCGUCAGCUGAUUGUGACCAUAGGUGACUGCAAAUCGAACUGCUUUAACGCUACCUCCGGCAUACCACAAGGAAGUCAUCUUGGUCCAUUAAUCUUCCUGCUCUAUUUUAACGACGUCAAUUUCGUGAUUGAAGGCCCUCGGUUGUCGUAUGCCGAUGACAUGAAGAUCUUUCUUCGGAAUCACUCAACUGAUGAUUGCGUCUUCUUGCAACAGCAGGUCACGCGUUUUGCUAACUGGUGCUCAUUGAACCGAAUGAUUGUAAAUCCAACGAAGUGCUCUAUUAUUACGUUCUCACGAAAGUAGCAGCCGAUUAUCUUCGUAUACAGCAUGCUAGGCACAGCUCUCGAACGUGUGCACCAUGUCAAGGACUUGGGAGUCAUUUUGGAUUCGACGUUGACAUUUAGGCAACAUAUCUCGUACAUUGUAGAAAAAUCGUCCAAGACCCUAGGGUUCAUCUUCAGAAUAGCCAAAAACUUUUCUGAUGUCUAUUGCCUGAAAUCUUUGUACUGCUCCCUCGUGCGCUCUACGUUAGAGUACUGCUCUACAGUUUGGAGUCCCGGGUACAACAAUGGCGUCGAGAGGAUUGAAUCUGUCCAGCGACGCUUUCUCCGGUUUGCUGUACGACGGCUGCCUUGGAGAGACCCGUUCCGAUUACCCAGUUACGAGAGCAGAUGCCAACUGAUCGAUCUAGAUCUACUGCGUACAAGGAGGGAUGCCGCCAGAGCAUUGACGAUCGCUGAUACGUUACAGGGACGAAUAGAUUGCGGAGCGUUGCUGGAACAAAUCGACGUAAAUGUCCAGCCGCGAUCACUCCGCAAUAGCAUCAUGCUGAGACUACCACUUCGACGAACUAACUAUGGACUACAUGGAGCUUUUGGGGGCUUGAUGCGCGUUUUCAAUAGGGUGGCGUCAUUCUUCGACUUCCACUUGACACGCAACGCACUACGUCGUAGUUUUUUUUGUCUUUUUUUAGCAACAGAAAUAACUGACGAAUUCAUUGUUAUGUACCUUAGUUUAAGUUUCAAUACCUUGACUGCGCUAUUAUGUUCCAACUUGUUUGUGUUUGACCUUUGAAUUUGUUUUCUAAUAUUAUUGUUAUCAUAAUUAUUAUUAUUAUUUUUAAACCAUCAUUGGGGCUCUAGUAAGCCUGUUGAU